AUGGGAAAACCCACAGGCACAGGCCAGGGAAAAUCAGGAAAAUCAGGCAUGCCUUGUUUUGCAGUAAAUACCAAGCUUGGUACAGCUAUGAUAGACAGAAUUGGAGGUCAGACAAAGGUUAACAAUAUGCUGUCCACCCUCAUCUUACCAACAUUGUCCAAUAACAAGCUGAAAAAAAUGGAAGGCAGGGCAGGAGAAGCUGUCGAGUGUUUGGCAUCUAAAUCAACUUCAACAGCUGCUCAUAAUGCUUUCAGUAUUGAAGAAAAGCAGGAAGAUAUUGAUGUAGAGAGGAUACCUGAAUACAGUGAUGCUGUUCCACUUGGUGACUUUAAACCCAUACCACCUCUAUCAGACCAAAUAACAAUGAUUGCACUUGAUUUAGAGACUACAGACCUAAUUGACAUCAAUUGUGCUUUGGACCGUCUUGUACAGUGGCUUGAUAAAUACAAUAAUGUUAUUGUGACUGCCCACAAUGGUAGAAGCUUUGGAUCGGAGCUUACAAGACACGCCAGUGCUUUAAGUGGGAAAUAUAAAAGUUUGCAAGCAAUGGCUUCAUAUAGCCCUAAACUGUUAGAAAAGAAAUACAAUAACUGGGUUAAAGCUCAGUUAGCUGUGUUGUUUACUAAAGAAGGAGUUGAACCUUUUGUUUGUAAUGAAAUGCAACAAUUUCAAUUGAAAUGUCUGCAUGAAAUAUGCUACUUAAAUGGAUUAUUUAGUGGGACUUGUUGUUCAAGUUGCUGCACGGAAAAUGUUGUCCAUUGCCGUACUGACAAAAUUUGUAAAGUUAUCCAUGGGAAAUGUACGUAUCAUCGAAAUAUUGCAACACGGUACAAUUCUUCUGGCUGUCCUAAUAAGAUAUGCCAUAACUUCAAAACUGAAAUACAGAAUGCACAUAGGUACAACGGUCCGUCGUACAAAAACAGUGAUGCUACCCAGUGGUGCAGUAAUUUCUGGGAAGUAGCAAAGUGCUUCAUGCCUCCAGAUGGAUACAAAGAAAAGGCAUCUGCAUCAGAAACAGACUUCAAUGGUAUAAUCAGCGUUAUCCUUAAUCACAAAGAGUUCCAGCGGAAAGUACAUGAAAACCUCAAUAAUAAGAUAAAUAUAUUUGAAGAGGCGAGAGUAAUUGGAAGAAAUGUGCGACAUUCAUCAAAACUUGAAGUAGAAGAUUCAGAUCUCCAGAAUUACUUUCAAUUAUUACAGAAACUACUUUCUGACCCCGUGUAUUUAGGUACAAACACGCAUGCGCAGAAUGCUAAGCAGAAACUUAUACAGUUAGAAAAUGACACUCUUGUCAUUGGUAAAGAUGAUAUAAGAAAAGUACUAGACGAUGUGGCAAUAGUAAUUCAAUACAAGAUAAAGGCUGGAUUAGAUGAUCAAUAUGACAAAAUAAAACUAGAAAUGAUUAGAAAAGAACAAGAAGAUCUUCUAUCUCUUGAGUCUAAAACUGCCGAGGGUAUGACACAGAUACAAAAUAAAACUGAUGUUUUAGUAAAAAAUUUAAAUGAACUAGGAGAGACGUUACAAAAAGAACUGAAGACAGCAAGUAAAGCCGAGAAAGAAGAACAGUAUAUUGAUUCUAAACAACAAGUUAAAGAUGGUCUCUUUGAAUUCUACAAAACAAGACACAGUAAAAUAUUCCUGUCGCCUCUUUUUGAAGAGAAAGACACUCCGUUAGCUUCUUUCUAUAUCAGACCGGAACUGAGCUCAAUAGUCUCAACAUCGACGAGAAAUGAUGAAAAAAUACCAGUUGAAUCAUUAUCGGAGUUGUUCAAAACUAAAAAUAUAGAAAAUCGAGAAAUAUAUGUACUCGCUGAUGCUGGACUCGGAAAAACUGCAUUUUCAAAGUAUCUGGCUAACGUGUGGUGUCAAGCUCAUUGCCCGGAUGAAGACUUAAAUGAACUUUUGUUAAAGGAUGAUGUAGACUGUAUGCAAGAAUUUGAUUUCUUAUUCCUAGUCUUAUUGCGAGAUUCGGACGAUUUGUGCUCUAUAGAUGAGCUCAUAUUUGAAAAGAUUAUUUCAAAUUUGGGUCUUGAAGAAACGCUUUCCAAAGAUAUCCUGCUUAAAAUUUUGAAGAAUGAGAAAUGCCUAAUUAUACUUGAUGGACUGGAUGAAUGGACUCACCCCGACAAGAAAUGUUACAGAUCGCCCCGAUCGAUUCCCCACAGGAAUGACCAAAAAAUGUGUACAUUACUGACAACCAUGCGACCAUGGAAAUUGGGUGUUUUGGAUCUCAAUUCAUGUCAAAUAGGAAAAAAGGUAGAAAUUACACAAUUAAGUAACGACUCGGCCGUCACACUUAUACGAAGGAUAUUACAAAGAUUGAAAUCUCUUCAGAAUAAGGAUUUAUUAGACAGUGACGUCAGACAGUUCAUACAAACAAUUAAUAGGAGACGAAACGCCCAGCUUGCUUUUGUGCCUCUUCUUUUAAUAUAUACUAUUUGUUUAUGGUGUGAGGGUGUUCAAAAAGGAGAUUCAAAAUGUGAUCUGUAUAUGAAUAUAGUCGAGCUUCUUUUAUCGAGAACCAUUCAGAUCCACGGGGAGCUUCAACAAUCGUGGGAACGUUCUUCCAGUGACAUCCCAGAAUGCUUUGCUGAAUAUGACAACUGUACCAAAUACUACCCACUCCAGCUGAAUUUAGGGAAAUUGGCUUGUUAUACAUUAUUCAAUGAAACAAAAGAAACCACGCUAGUAUUUGAUGGAUCAGUUGCAAGAAAAUAUCUCACACAAGACAUGAUGAAAUUCACCCUUCACUCAGGAAUUUUGUCAGAAAGUACAUCCAAGACACUUACAAAAAAAUUUAGUAAAGUAUCGUUUUCUCACAAAACAGUGCAAGAAUUCUUUGCCGCCAUAUUCAUAAGUUCUCAAAGUGACGCUCAGAAAACUGUUGUAGAAAAAUGUAGAAAUGUUCAAGACAUUCUGGACAUGUCAAAAAUUUGUGAAUUUAUAAGUAAAAUGAAUGAAAACCGGAUGUGUGCAAUAUCAAAUGAUUUGAUGUCUGUGAUAAGUGAAGACGUGAAAACACGCGACUAUAGAACUAGGACAGGUAUAGAGUACUCCAUAUACAAUAAUCCAUUGAAAAACAUACAGGAAAUGUUCAUGUCGUGUUUACAAGAAAUGCCUGAAAGUGAAAAUAUUCAAUUAUGUUUACAAGAUUUCUUCAUUGACGGGCGCACCGUGUACAGUAAGCUGUUACAACGUUUAUUAAAACAAAAUAAAACCAACAUAAAAUCACUUAAGAUAGACACCUUCAAUACUUCCAUCAGUUUACAACAUGACUGGCGCGGUGAUUGUAAGAGAUUGAACUUGGACUUGUCUCAACAUUCAUCUCUAUCAAAGUUAUACUUGGAUUAUUUACCUGGGAGGCUACAAUUAAAUAUAUCAACACCGUCAUUAGUUAAUGUUGAGCUGUACAACAUCAAUCUAGAUGAAGAAAGUUCAUUGUUACUGUCACGUGACAUGUUGAAUAUUAAACGUGUGGAGUUGAGGGAUAUAGAAAUGAAUGCAAGAAGUCUACAGAACUUUAUUAUCGUGUUGGAAAAUCUGCCGCAGUCGGUUACAGUAAAGAUGUACGACAUUAAACCGGAAACAGAAUAUGGCCGUGUUAGAGAAAAUAUUCGGAGAUCACAAACUUUUCAUGUGAUACGAGACGACUGGCAGAAGAACUUUGAGUUCAAAACAAUAAAACCAAGCAAAGAAUAG
Messenger RNA from Ruditapes philippinarum (Manila clam), 3699 nucleotides. RefSeq lists its product as uncharacterized. The transcript has 9 exons. The record is from RefSeq and is a predicted model, not a curated record. The coding region runs from base 1 to 3699 and encodes 1232 amino acids. NCBI's taxonomy places the organism in Eukaryota, Metazoa, Mollusca, Bivalvia, Venerida, Veneridae.